Messenger RNA from Vicia villosa (hairy vetch), 792 nucleotides. RefSeq lists its product as uncharacterized. The record is from RefSeq and is a predicted model, not a curated record. Lineage: Eukaryota; Viridiplantae; Streptophyta; Magnoliopsida; Fabales; Fabaceae. The coding region runs from base 1 to 792 and encodes 263 amino acids. The transcript has a single exon.
AUGAAUUUCAAGAUUUUAUUAUUUCCUUCUUCUCCUCUUCCGCGUCCUUGUCCUUCUCCUUCUUCUUCUAAUUCUAUUGAGAUGGGGUAUGACCAAAACCCAUUCACAAUACACACCAAUUCAUUAUCAAAAAACAACUAUUCAUCUUUAGCGACCAACAAUUUCACUAGCCAUGCUAUUGGAAUCACGAAAGCGAUGCGGAUGCUUGAAGUUCAAUUCGGAAGUUCGCGUGCAUCUCCGAGUAAAAAUAAUAAUGAAGAUGUCAUCAAAGUCAACAAUAUUAUAAUGAAUGCUUCCAAAGAUUCUUAUCAUCCCAAUCUCCAUGGAAGUUCUUCAUCACUUUCACAGGGAUCGUUACCUCAGACGAUUAAUUUUCAUGGUGAUGACGUUACUGUUUGUGAUAAUAACAAAAGGAAGAGGAAGAAGAUCAAUGAAAAUAUUGACGAUGGUAGAAUACACAGCCUACCAUUCAAGAAAUAUGGACCAUACACGUGUCCAAAGUGCUAUAAAGUAUUGAAUACAUCUAAAAAAUUUGCUAGUCAUGUGGCGUCAACUCACUAUAAGUUCGAAAGUGAAGAAGAGAGAAAGAAGAGAUACAUGUUUAAAAUGCAAAAGAGAUCAAAUCUUCGUAUUCAAAAACCCAAUGAUGAAACAACUACUAUUGCUCAUGUUGACGCAUCGUCGAAUCAACCACAUCUUAUAACUUCCAUCAACGAGGAUGAUAAGAGUUUUGUUUCUCGAAUUCCAACUUUUAGUGGAGUAAUAGUCAAAUUAGAGCCAAAAGAUGAUUAA